Molecule: messenger RNA, 591 nt
Organism: Cuculus canorus (common cuckoo)
Lineage: Eukaryota; Metazoa; Chordata; Aves; Cuculiformes; Cuculidae
Gene: S100A1
Product: S100 calcium binding protein A1
Exons: 3
Coding region: 161-445 (94 amino acids)
Cellular component (GO): sarcoplasmic reticulum
Molecular function (GO): calcium ion binding; S100 protein binding
Source: RefSeq, a predicted model, not a curated record
GGGCAGCUGCUGCCCAACUGGGCAGGUGGCUCAGCCCCACAAGCCAGGCUUUCCCGGAAGGGGCGGCCAGAUCCUGCCUCCUGCCGAGCCACCCUUGGGGACAGGGGCACAGGGGCUCCGCUUGCCACCAGCCCCCACACGGACAUUGCUGAUUGGAACCAUGGCGUCACAGCUGGAAGGAGCCAUGGAGACGCUCAUCAACGUCUUCCACCAUUAUUCGGGCAAAGAGGGGGACAAGUACAAACUGAGCAAGAAGGAGCUGAAGGAGCUGCUGCAGAGUGAGCUGGGAUGCUUCCUGGAGACCCAGAAGGACUCGGGAGCCGUGGAGAAGAUCAUGCAGGACCUGGAUGAGAACGGUGAUGGGGAGGUGGACUUCCAGGAGUACGUGGUCCUGGUGGCCGCCCUCACCGUCGCCUGCAACACCUUCUUCUGGGAGAACGCCUGACCCAGGCCGCUCCCCGCCCCACAGCAGCCACCCACAGCACCCCCAAAAUGCAGAUCCCCCUCACCAUAUCCCCAGCUCCCCCUCUGCUCCCCAGCACACCCAGGGGAUCCCACCGGGAUCCAGCUCCACAAUAAAGGCACCGACCC